Molecule: messenger RNA, 1506 nt
Organism: Prunus armeniaca (apricot)
Lineage: Eukaryota; Viridiplantae; Streptophyta; Magnoliopsida; Rosales; Rosaceae
Source: the annotation of a GenBank genome assembly
AUGUGCAUUGAUGUUCACCCGUUUCGUGUUUGCUCCUGUGAUGGAAGGUGUGCGAGCAUGCCACUGCUAGUGUAUAUCGAUGAUGUGGUGAUUAAAUCCCCAGAGGAGGGAAACCACAUGUCAAAUCUAAGGAAGGCAUUCCUAAGAAUGAGGCAACAUAAACUAAAAAUGAACCUAAAGAAGUGUGUUUUUGGAGUUCAAGCAAGAAAUUUCCUAGGAUUCUUGGUCCACCAGAGAGGCAUAGAAAUUGACAAGAACAAGGCAAAGUCCAUCAUAGAAGCUCUACCGCCUAGGAAUAAGAAAGAAUUAUUGAAACAGGAACAGACCUUCAACUGGGAGGAACAGCACCAACAAGCUUUUGAGGAAAUCAAGCAUUACCUCUCAAAUCUGCCAGUUCUGUCCCCACCAAAGAGAGGCAUACCACUCAAGCUCUAUGUAUCUGCAUCAGAGGUAUCCAUUGGGAGUCUGUUAGUUCAAGAUAACAAGGAAGGGAAGGAACAGGGAGUCUACUAUCUGAGCAGGACACUGACAGAAGUAGAAAGAAAAUAUUCUGCAAUUGAAAGACUUUGCCUAGCCUUGUACUUCACUGCUGUGAAACUCAGACACUACAUGCUACCAUACACCAUCUACAUCAUUGCCAAAAUGGAUUUGAUCAAGUACAUGCUAACAAGACCAAUGCUGAGAGGUAGAAUUGGAAAAUGGACUUUGACCUUGACAGAAUUUGCCUUCAGAUAUGUUCCCCAGAAAGCUGUCAAGGGACAAGUUGUGGCAGACUUCCUAGCAGACCAUCCAGGUGAAGAAAUUGAAAACAUGGAUUCCUUGGAUAUAGCAAAUGCAGAUCUAUUGAAAAGAGCUCAUAUCUGCUUGAACAAUCCUAUCUAUUCAGUACACCUUACACCUUGGAAGCUAUACUUUGAUGGAUCAAAGACUGAUAUAGCUUCUGGGGCAGGAAUUGUUUUGGAAGAACCACUUGGAAUCAGACACUGUUAUUCUUUCCAAUUGGAUUCACAGUGCACCAACAACAGGGCAGAAUAUGAGGCUCUAAUCAUUGGCCUAGAAAUGCUGGUAGAAUUAAGAAUCCAGUUUGUUGAAAUUUUGGGAGAUUCUAUGCUUGUGCUAAAACAAAUUGUUGGGGAAUACAAGUGCCUAAGUCCUUCUCUAGCCGUCUACUUAGUGGCAACUAGGAAUCUUCUAACAGAAUUCAGAGAAGCUACUUGGGAGCAUAUCCCAAGGGAAGAAAACUUUGCAGCCAAUGAAUUGGCUCAGGUAGCAAUAGGCAUACAAAUGCCUGAAGAUUGUGUGCAAAGAAUCAUCAAGGUAGGGAAGAAAAGCCUACCAUCUGUUCUGACCAGAGGGAUGGAGAUAGAUGUCAAUUCUGCCAUGAUCACUAAAGAUAAUUGGAGAAAUCCUGUCAUGACUUACUUACAAUAUCCAACUUUGUCGUCUGAAAAGAGAGUCAGAAUCAUGGCUAUGAACUACCUUAUAUGGAAUGAAGAUUUGGUCUGA